This is a messenger RNA of Neltuma alba, 309 nucleotides long. RefSeq lists its product as uncharacterized. The record is from RefSeq and is a predicted model, not a curated record. The coding region runs from base 1 to 309 and encodes 102 amino acids. The transcript has a single exon. Lineage: Eukaryota; Viridiplantae; Streptophyta; Magnoliopsida; Fabales; Fabaceae. Gene Ontology annotation, molecular function: nucleic acid binding; RNA-DNA hybrid ribonuclease activity.
AUGGGUUUCGAGAAGAUAGAAGUAGAGUGUGAUACAGAUCAGAUAAUCCAAGAAAUCAAGCAAGAGGCUAGAAUUAAGGGCAGUUACUUGAUCUCUAGAAAACUGAAGGACCUUCUUAAGUUGCAAUGGCAGGUUGAAUUUAAUCACGUCUUCAGAGAGGGAAAUCAGGUCGCCGAUAAGCUUGCAGCGAUGAGUCAUGAGAUGAAAGCAAGACGCCUUACUUGGGCGGCCCCACCUGGCUGGAUUGAAGAACUCGUCAAGAUGGAUGCGUCUGGCUUUGAAACCCUGAGAAGAAUAGUUGUCAGGUAA